AUGAGCAGGACUCGAUCAUUCGAGGUGCGCUCAGAUUGCAUGGCAAACAGCCGAUAUCUUCUUGAUUGUCUUCAGAGCCGACCAUCGCGAUCUUGGUCAGACUGUACAAGGCAAUACAAUCCGGCAUACCUGCACGUCUGCAAUGAGGCAGGCAUACAAGGACAUGCGUCGAGCAAGAGAACAUUACUGCGGGGUGCGAGUGAGCCUACAAUUUGCAGAAUUGUCACCCCCUACAAACUGUCUGGCUGCGUCUCGACAUGCAGACGAAUGCCUCAGAGGACGAGGACUCGUUUGGUGUCCGGCAUCUUGGGCGAGCGGCUGGCCAGUUGUAGAGCCUCCUCAGUUGCCGCCCGAGGCGCCAAAGGGAAGUUCGUGGGAACAAAUUUAAGUCGCAGUUAA
This is a messenger RNA of Protopolystoma xenopodis, 399 nucleotides long. NCBI's taxonomy places the organism in Eukaryota, Metazoa, Platyhelminthes, Monogenea, Polystomatidea, Polystomatidae. The record is from the annotation of a GenBank genome assembly.